Messenger RNA from Oncorhynchus kisutch (coho salmon), 8847 nucleotides. RefSeq names its product apolipoprotein O-like (gene apool). The transcript has 9 exons. The coding region runs from base 89 to 1477 and encodes 462 amino acids. Gene Ontology annotation, biological process: cristae formation. Gene Ontology annotation, cellular component: MICOS complex. The record is from RefSeq and is a predicted model, not a curated record. Lineage: Eukaryota; Metazoa; Chordata; Actinopteri; Salmoniformes; Salmonidae.
GAAACAGUCUAACAGGAUUUAACGCGUUUUCCUAUGAUAAAGUUGGUUCCUUAUCGGCACCGGUAAGACUCUGAGGUGGAGUACCAUCAUGGCUGCCACGGUAGUGAAGCUGGCGGUGAUCCCAGCAGCAAUGGGAUUGGCCUCAUUUCGAGUUUAUGCCAUGAGUCAGUACAAAACAGAGACUGUGCUGCUCUCCCCUAGAGAGUUGUCCAUCUAUGCUCCAGACCCUCCAGCAACGCACUACAUGAAUGAGCAGCCUGGAGCUCUGCAGAACGGGCUGGGUGUGGUCCGGGUGGGGCUGCAACCAUACGUUACUGCCGUUAAGAAUGCUUAUACCUCUGUCAAGGUCGGAGCUGUAACAGUCUAUACUGCUGGACACGAUACAUAUGAGUUCCUGAGAGAUCCUUCUCCUGGUUUUAUGCCGAGGGUCGGUGUAAUCACAGUCUCUGGGUUAGCGGGUCUGAUCCUGGCAAGGAAAGGGUCACGUCUGAUGAGGCUGGGGGUUCCUCUGGGUAUGGCCACUGUAGGCACUUCCGUGUGCUACCCCACUCAGACAGUGGGUGUUGUAAAGAUCACGGGGCAGAAGAUGUAUGUUGCAAGCCAGUACACUACAUCAUCUAUGGCAUCCAUAUUUAAAUCAAAGCCCAAAGAAGUAACCCCCCCAACGGUCAGUCUUGAGCAAGCCCCCCAAGCUACCAUCCCUGAGCCAGAAGUAUCAGAGGCAAAGCCCCUCCCUGAAGCUGAAUCAUCUGAACCAGCCACGCCUGCUGUUGACAAGGCUUCCCCCACUGAACCUAUUUCUGCCUCAGGCCCCGUAGAGGGUGCUCCAUCUGAGGUUGAACCUGCCCCUCAGUCCACCACAGAGGUGGCCCCUGCAGAGGGUUCUAUUGACACUGAGCCUGCUGCAGCUGAACCUGAGGCAGUCACAGUGGUGGAGCAAGAGGCUGUUCAGACGGCCCUUGUGCCUGCCCCUGCACAUCCUGGUGAGGAAGCUGCUGAAAAGAUUCCUGCACCUGCCCCUGUUGAGGCUGUCCCUGUACCUCCCCCAGCAGCGGAAGUUAUUCCUCUCCCACCUCCUGCUGAAGAGACAGAGCUUCCACCCCUUGCAUCUGUUGAGGAGGAAGCUGCUCUUUCACCCCCUGCACCUGUUGAGGAUGCUGCUCCUUCACCCCCUGCACCUGUUGAGGAAGCUGCUCCUUCACCCCCUGCACCUGUUGAGGAGGAUGCUGCUCCUUCACCCCCUGCAGCAGAAGAGGCUGCCCCUGCACCUAUAGAGGGGGUUGCUGACCCACCUCCUGUAGCUGAAGAGACUGCACCUGCUCCUGUUGACGAGGCUACUCCUCCAGCUACAACAGAGGAGCCAUCUGGGAUUGUAACAAAAACUGCUGGGAAACCCAAAUUUGCACCAGACCCUAAGUUAAUUGACCUUGGCCAGGCCAGCCCUGAGGAUGCGGACCUGUACAGCACGCGUGGAUGAAGAAUGACAGGAGGAGAAGGUGGGGGAUAUGUGGGAGGGAGGGGAAGGUUAAGGGUAAUCUCCAGAAAUUAAAAAAUAAUAAAGCAACACUUUUUUAGGUGCCUAUUUCUCUCUUUACCUCAGUGAUAGGGAACAGUUAGUCCUAUACAGGCUGUGUCCCGAUUAUCCACCCUUCUCCCCAAGUGUGCAAUUGCAUACUACCGGUCAUGGAUUUAACAAUUUGAAUCCAUGUCAGGGGAGGAGGAUUGAGCAUCAGGUUGCAGCCAUAGUGUGUUGGAAUUUUGACCUCUGGAGUCAUCUGUUUCUUUGCAUGGCCUGCAGUUUACAUGUAGACACCCACAGGGAACAGGGUGCAGGUCAUCAUCUGCAUCCACAGGCACAAACGGACAUCUUUACACCCUACUUCCAGAGCCACUACACAAGGUUUACUUACCAAUACUUACUCAGUGGUCAGUUCAUUAGGUACACUCUAGUACUGGGUCGGACCACCCUUUGUCUCCAGAACAGCCUGAAUUGUUCGGGGUUUGGACACGUUGCUCAGUUGGUAUCAAGGGACCUAACGUGUGCCAGGAAAACAUUCCCUACUCCAUUACACCACCGCCGACACCAGGCAGGUUGGGGCCAUAGACUUAUGCUGUUUGCGCCAAAUCCUGACUCUGCCAUCAGCAUGACGUGACAGGAAACGGGUUUCGCAGGACCAGGCUAUUUUUUUCCGCUCUUCAAUUGUCCAGUGUUGGUGAUCGCGUGCUCACUGGAGCCGCUUCUUAUUAGCUGAGAUGGGUAGAACCCGGUGUGGUCGUCUGCUGCAAUAGCCCAUCUGUCACCAGGACUGACGAGUUGUGCGUUCCGAGAUGCAGUUCUGCACACCACUGUUGUACGUUGUCGUUAUUUGCCUGUUUGUGGCCCGCCUGGUAGCUUGCACGAUUCAUGCCAUUCUCCUUCGACCUCUCAUCAAUGAGCUGUUUUCACCCACAGGACUGAUGUGGGUGAUGUUUUUUGUUUGUUGCAACAUUCUCGGUAAACCUUAGACACUGUCAUUUGUGAAAAGCCCAGGAGAUCGGCUGUUUCUGAGAUAUUGGAAUCAUACCAUGCUCAAAGUCGCUUAGGUCACUCGUUUUGCCCAUUCUAACGUUCAAUCGAACAGUAACUGAGCGCUUCACUGCCUGUUUUCUAUAGCAAGCCAUGGCCACGUGACUCAGUCUUGUCUGUAAGAGCGGACCAUUUUCGUGAACUGGAUGGUGUACCUAAUAAACUGGUCACAGAAUGUAGAUUUAUUUGUGGAGCUCGUUAACACUGUUAUACUGUGAAAGAAGUUACUCAAACAAAUUCCGUUACUAACCAAACUGGACCAUUUAUACAAUAAGAAUUCAUAAUAGGCAUUUUUUUUUUUUAUUAGGGACUUGUCAUUUACUUAGGUCACUGCUACACUGUUGUUUUUUCUGUCUUGCGAAUUUACCUUCUCCUAUUAGUCUAUGCAAAUAUUUUCCAUGUGGCAUUUUGUCAAGUGAGCUGUUUUAAAACGCAUUCAUGUUUUUAUAGCAUUUGUAAGGCCUUAUAUCACCGUAGAACUGGAGUUGAACCUUUUUUAAUUUCUAAAAACCCAACGUAUAUGGAUGUGUGCAGUUCUUGCGCAAGAUGGACACUUCCCAACAUGCCCACAUACUAGAUGCACCUGGAGGACAUGUUAUGGACUGACUGGUUUGAUACACUACAAGGCCAAAAGUGGAUUUGGCUAUUUCAGCCACACCGGUUGUUGACAUGUGUAUAAAAUUGAGCACACAGCCGUGCAAUCUCCAUAGCCAAACAUUGGCAGUAGAAUGGCCUUACUUAAGAGCUCAGUGACUUUCAAAAUAGCACCCUCAUAGGAUGCCACCUUUCCAACAAGUCAGUUCGUCAAAUCUCUGCCAUGCUAGAGCUGCCCCGGUCAACUGUAAGUGCUGUUAUUGUGAAGUGGAAAUGUCUAGGAGCAACAACGUCUCAGCCGCCAAGUGCUAGGCCACACAAGCUCAGAGAACGGGACCGCCGAGUGCUGAAGCGCGUAGCCCGUAAUAAUCACCUGUCUACCGAGUUUCAAACUGCCUCUGGAAGUAACAUCAGCACAAGAACUGUUAGUUGGGAGCUUAAUGAAAUGGGUUUCCAUGGCUGAGCAGCUGUAUACAUGCGCAAUGCCAGCGUCGGCUGGAGUGGUAUAAAGCUUGCCUCCAUUGAACUCUGGAGCAGGACCACCACUUGGCGGCUGAGACGUUGUUGCUCCUAGACAUUUCCACUUCACAAUAACAGCACUUACAGUUGACCGGGGCAGCUCUAGCAUGGCAGAGAUUUGACGUUCUCAGGAGUGAUUAAUCACACUUCACCAUCUGGCAGUCCCACGGACAAAUUUGGAUUUGGCGAAUGCCAGGAGAACGCUACCUGCCCCGAUGCAUAGUGCCAACUGUAAAGUUUGGUGGAGGAGGAAUAAUGGUCUAGGGCUGUUUUUUAUGGUUCGGGCUAGGCCCCUUAGUUCCAGUGAAAAAUCUUUAAUGCUCCAACAUACAAUGACAUUCUAGACAAUUCUGUGCCUCCAAAUUUGUGGCAACAGUUUGGGGAAGGCCCUUUCCUGUUUCAGCAUGACAAUGCCCCCAUGCACAAAGCUAGAUCCAUACAGAAAUAGUUUGUUGAGAUCGGUGUGGAAGAACUUGACUGGCCUGCACAGAGCCCUGACUUCAACCAACUCGACCACCUUUGGGAUGAAUUAGAAUGCAGACUGUGAGCCAGGCCUAAUUGCCCAACAUCUUGUGGCUGAAUGGAAGCAAGUCCCUGCAUCAAUUUUCCAACAUUAGUGGAAAGCCUUCCCAGAAGAGUGUAGGCUGUUUUGGCAGCAAAGGGGACCAACUCCAUAUGAAUGAUUUUGGAAUGAGAUGUUCGACAAGCAGGUGUCCGCAUACUUUUGGUCAUGUAGUCUGUGUGUUGGAAUCAUUUGAAUGAUUUUUUUUUUUUGAAUAGAGCUAUCAAUGUAAUUUCAUAUUUUUGGGGGUAUUUUACAGAUAGGAGAACAUAUUUGACAAUUUAACAUGUUUUAACACUUCCCUGAAUUCAGCUGUUGGAUAUCAAUCUUCACCAUGAUAAAGUUUUAUUUUGUUCAUUAGAAUAACCAAAUAUGGAAUAAAGGCAUUUUUCUCGAUCUCCACUCUCCUCACAUUUGAAUCCGAGCAGUGAAACCGUGCAAAUGGAAAAGUGUUGUGAUAGUCAUGCAAAGACGUGUGGAUGAUUUAAAAGGAGUAUUUGGUAUGAAACACUAGAGGGCGACAGUGUUUGCCAUUCAGGCAAAACCAGCAUUUUUAUGAACCAUGUCCAUAUUUAGAGGAAGUGGUUUAAAAUGAAGAAAAAUAGGGGUAUGGAAAGGAGAGACAUUUUGAUUUUCUUUCAUAUCAAAACAUUUACACAGUAGUAGGCCUACUGAAUACUAAUUUGACUGGUCAUUGGGACUUGAUAGACUGCAGUGAGUGUGCCUUCAUAGCCUGUGUUUCAUUAUCGUUGGCUCCAUGGCGUAUUCCAGGCGAGCCUCCAUUUAAUUGGUCUCUGAAGCUGAUACCCUCCCAGAUACACCAUCCAUAAACACAGCAUGAAGGUUGCUUAUGGAAUGUGACCCUGGUCUGACCCUGGCCAGUCUGAGGCACUAGGAACUGGAAUAUUAGACCCUGGUAAACGAGAUCCCCUUUCCUGGUUUUGAGUAUUGCAACAUGUUCAACACGGUACUAUGCUAUAUACUCCAAUGCCAGAAUGGCCAGAGAGAAUCUUAUGUUAGCGUUCCCUUUAACUGCUUAUGUAUCAAUUACUUUGAGGGUACUUAUGAAUAUUGAGGAAAACAGUGGUGUUUUGAUCUCUGUAGGGGAUUGGUUCCCUGGUCUGCAAUGCGUCACCGUUUUGUAAAGCCAGGAAAACCCCAAUGAUUUAUGAUUUUUGUAUUUUUAUGGAAAUCUCAAGAUUGCUUAAACAUUCCCAAGUACUUCCAUCCAACUGGGUCUAUACUCACGGGAGACAUCUGUUUCUCUUGGAUAGCCGUGAGGCUCACAGUUCACACGUGAAGAUUCUACAGGAAUUUACUUGUGCCCCUUAACUCUUUUACAAGAUUUUUUCAAAAUUCAAUGGGGAAGAUUGUGAUGACUAGUGGUAGCUGUUACAAACAAUGAUACGUUCUAAAGUAUUUAAAGGUCUAUUUUCUAUCAUUUCCUAGUCUCACAUUACAUGAAAACAUGUGAAUAGCUGCCAACUGAGUAUAGUUUGAGGACAGCAGGUCUAUCUAAAGACUCUUAGGCCUUAGUCAUUGCCAGAUGCUCCCAAUGGACAUUAACAUGUGAGAAUGGAUGAAGUUACCUCUAUCCUAAUUCUUUCUGACAUUUAUCUAUACAUAGCUUCAGAUGAGUCGGUGUCAUUUCCAUAGUAACAGGACAUUCCUCCUCUUUCUGAGCCACCACUGGGUUCACAGUACAUGGAGCAAAAGCAUUUGUCUCCCCUUUGACAUCAUGUCACAGUUUUAUCGCUCCCCAGGCUCUUGCUCCCCCAUAUUUGCAUCCUGUGCCUUUUCUGGUCCCACAGUCAUGUUCCCUUUUUUUUCUCCCGGAUACAGGCACAUUCUCAGGGGCAUUUUCCUCCUCACCCCAUAUUGGAGAAACUCACAUCCACAUGGGUCUUUGACUGUAGGCUGUUGAUGUGGAUACACUGUAAAAUUGAUUUUGUUUGGCUUCGGGUAGUGCAAAUCUCUUUUCAUACAUGCAGUCAUGCAUCAUGGACUGUUGUCACACACGAUAACUGAUGUGUGUUUUCCCUUGGCUCCAUCAGUCACUCUCAUUAUAUGAGAGAUAAGACAGUCAGUUAGCUUUGGGUGUCAUGGCUAAGGUUUCCCACAGCUACUGCAGUGAACUCUUCCAGUUAAUUAAGGAAGCUGUGAAAUGUAUCUGACUGUUUGGACAUGCGUAUGCUAAAUAUUUGUAUAAGCGAACCUGUAGCUGAGUGGGGGGUUGACACCAGAUAGUUUAGUAAUCCAUGUAUGUCACUCUUUUUUCAGCCCUUAAUGUAAUUCAGCCGUCAAACUAAAUCUGAUACAGGCUUUUAUAGAAAGGUUACAAGAUUGAAUCGCCGAGCUGACAAGGUAAAAAUCUGUCGUUCUGCCCCUGAACAAGGCAGUUAACCCACUGUUCCUAGGCCGUCAUUGAAAAUAAGAAUUUGUUUUUAACUGACUUUCCUAGUUAAAUAAAGGUCAAAAAAAUAAAUAAAAAUAGUAAAGUAUUGAAUGACAAUCUGUAUAUGACACAGCUCCACCAUUUCCAUUAUUAGCUUGUAAAAACAUACAAACUUUGUCAUGUAAAAACAAACAAAUACCGUCACAUUGUUUUUCAGGGCUAUUAAAUGUUUGAAUAGGACAUAGAGGACACACAAUUUGUAUCUUUCACAGUCAGUGGUACAUAUUCUCAACUCUCUGGUGAAAUUAGUCCAAACAGACAUGUUCUUGUGGGCUAUUUGUGUGUUGCUCUUUGCAAGAGGUUACGAGAAGAGAGUUUGACCUGUGAGCAUCACUGUGUUUAGAACAAACACUGAUUCUCACCCAGCUCCUCAUUGGACAAUGAACCCAGGCCAGAUUGCCCCAUUAAUUUCAGCAUACUCUAUUGAAUGGGGCCCCUCCAGAUGCAGGGGGGUAAAAACUGCUGCUCUCCCUAAAUGUGAGAAACAACCAGGAAUCUCCUUCUCCGCCCUCCCCAUCUUAAUCCAAUACAGACAUGUGGUGGAUUAUGCAAGUACUGGACAUGCUGUGUUUUCCCAUGUUUCAGUGCUGCCAAAAUAUGCUCGGAGAGCCUAAGUGGUGAGUUACAACCCACGGUCUACAUGGUUUUAAUUCUGAACCUGAGAACCUCCAAACCCCUCAGGUCAUUCUGUCCAACAGGGCAUAGGGGGAGGAAGGAACAGUCAUGAGACCCUUUGCUGGUUACUAUGAACCAUGUAAUUGAUACAGUAUGCUCUGGUUGAUAUUAGUGCUACAUUAUUUAUCCAUACUAUUUGUCUUAUGUUUCAAAUGGGAACAGCAAUAUUGAUAUAAUUUCUGUAGAAAAUAAGACUCUUUCGAUUUGAUGUUUUGAAAAUAUGUGGACACCUGCUCGUUGAAUUUCAUUCCAAAAUCAUGGGCAUUCAUAUGGAGUUGUUCCCCCUUUGCUGCUAUAACAGCUUCCACUCUUCUGGGAAGGCUUUCCACUAGAAGUGGGAACAUUUCUGCGUGGACUUGCUUCCAUUAAGCCACGAGCAUUAGUGAGGUCAGGCACUGAUGUUGGGCGAUUAGGCCUGGCUUUGCAUUCGGUGUUCCAAUUCAUCCCAAAGGUGUUCUAAGGGGUUGAGGUCAGGGCUCUGUGCAGCCCAGUCAAGUUCUUCCACACUGAUCUUGACAAACCAUUUCUGUAUGGACCUCGCUUUGUGCAUGGGGGAAUUGUCAUGCUGAGACAGGGAAGAGCCUUCCCUAAACUGUUGCCACAAAGUUGGAAGCACAGAAUCAUCUACAAUGUCAUUGUAUGAUGUAGUGUUAAGAUUUCCCUUCACUGGAACUGAGGGACCUAGCCCGAACAAUGAGAAACAGCCCCAGGACAUUAUUCCUCCGCCAACAAACCUUACAGUUUACACUAUGCAUUCGGGCAUUUAGCUUUCUCCUGGCAUCUGCCAAAACUAGAUUUGUUUGUUGACGCUCCUGACAAACAGUUAUCGUGCUGACAAUGCUUCCAAAGGCAGUUUGUCACACUGUGGUGAGUGUUGCAACCGAGGACAGAUGAUCUUUACGCGCUUCAGCACUGGGCUGGUCCCGUUCUGUGAGCUUGUGUGGCCUAGCAAUUCGCGGCUGAGCCAUUGUUGCUUCUAGACGUUUCCACUUCACAAUAAUAGCACAGUUGACCAGGGCAGCUCUAGAAAUUUGACGAACCGACUUGUUGGAAAGGUGUAAACCCAGUUCCUACCUUUUGAAUCUAAAAAUAGAUUUUAUCAAUCAAAACUAUGCUACAUUUUAUCUCUGGAACCCUCAGGAUGACAAACCAGAGCAAGAUUACUGAAUGUAAGUACUUCAGAUGGGAAUGAAUCAAACCAGUUGCCGUGAUAGUUUUUUAUUGUCAUAAAUACAAUGCUUUUAAUUUUUACAGUUGAGCUAAUGUGCACUAAUGUGAUUAGCAUGACGUUGAAAGUAAUACAAACAUUUCCCAGGACAUAGACAUGUCUUAUGGGAGAAAGCUUAAAUUCUUGUUACUCUAACUGCACUGGCCAAUUUAAAGUAGCUAUUACAGUGAAAAAAUACAAUGCUAUUGUUUGAGGAGAGUGCACAGUUAUGUACUUGAAAAUGUAUCAAUAAACCAAUUAGGCACAUU